AUGCAGACGGACAGUGAAGCCAAGGCCGGCCCAGCGUUUCCAAAAGUAUAUAUAUUAUUAGCCGCUGUGUUGGCUUUGGCACUUUACAAUUUCCUUGGUACACCUGCCAGUCAUCUACCAGGAGUACGAACAGAUUACGUCCCCACCUUAACGGCGGACGAAGCAAAACGAGACGCAGUGGUAGAGGCCUUUAGACAUGCGUGGCUUGCAUACGAAAGAGACGCUAUGGGUGACGACGAGUACCACCCGAUCUCGCACACUGGCUCAAAUUUAACUAAAGCGGGGGGUAUUGGGUAUACUGUGGUAGACUCUAUCGACACAAUGAUUAUCAUGGGGCUGGAGGACGAGUACCAGCGUGCAAGGGCAUGGGUGGCAGACAAGCUCUCAUUCGAACGGGAUGGUAAAUUCAACACCUUCGAGACAACAAUUAGAGUCCUGGGAGGCUUACUGUCAGCAUACCAUUUGUCUGGGGACGACCCUGUGUUUCUCGAGAAGGCUCAGGAACUCGGUACCCGCAUUCUGCCCGUUUUUGAUACAGAGUCUGGUCUUCCAUUGUCAUUCAUCAAUCUAGCGCUUCGAGAAGGCGCGCCAGAUAGGGAUAAUGGCGGGUAUGUAAGUACUGCCGAGGCUGCAACAUUACAACUUGAGUUCCGCUAUCUGGCAUACCUCACAGAUGAGGAUACGUAUUGGGAGAAGGCUGAAAAUGUAAUGGCCACCCUGAGGGCGAGCGCAAUGUCGAGCGGACUAGCCCCCAUCUUUCUUGAUCCGAAAUCGGGUCAAUAUCAAACUUCGGCGAUUCGAGUCGGAUCUCGCGGGGAUUCUUACUACGAAUAUCUGCUGAAACAAUACCUGCAAACUAACCAAACGGAGCUUGUAUAUCACGAGAUGUAUGUCACUGCGAUGACAGGCAUCUACACACAUCUGGUAAAACGAGGGCUUUCCGGUCAGCUUCUCUUUAUAGCUGAACUUAACCCAGAGCGGACGCAAAAUGGGGAAAUCGGAUGGCGUUUAAUGCCCAAGCAAGAUCAUCUCGUGUGCUUCCUUGGCGGUUCCCUUAUGCUCGGUGCCACGACGUCUGGUGCCCUUGUUCACAAUGUCUCGAUUCCACCGCGAACCGACGAACUCACCGACGACGGCAAACGCGAUUGGCUUACAGGAGUGGAACUCGUUAACACCUGUAUGGCCACACAUGACACCCAAACCGGCCUGGCACCUGAAAUUGCGCACUUCCGUGCUCUGGGCGAUGGGAUGGGUGAUUCAGUGGCUUCCACGGACUGGUACAUCAAAGGCGCGCGCUCAGGUGCCCCUCCUCCUUUUGAUGCCCGGUACAUCCUCCGCCCGGAAACCGUCGAAUCUAUUUUCAUUGCCUUCAGGCUCACCGGCGAUCCCAAGUAUCGCGAUUAUGGCUGGGCGAUAUUUCAGGCCAUCGAACAGCAUUGCCGUAUCCCAACAGGCGGGUACGCAAGUGUGAUAAAUGUGGAUCAAGUUCCCGUGGAGUAUGACGAUAAAAUGGAGACUUUCCUGAUGAGCGAAACAUUAAAGUAUCUAUAUCUCCUUUUUGCGGAUUCGAGUGUGCUUCCUCUCAACGAAUAUGUCUUCAACACGGAGGCGCAUCCUUUGCCUGUGUUCAAUCCAACUAUACGCACCGGCUUUUCAUAGUUGUUCGUGCUGUGCCAUCGUCAGAUUGUCUGGGCGUAAUAUUAUUAGGCGACUUGUGUAUCUAGGCUUACCAGUCAUACUUGGACAAUUUCGGCUUUACCAUGUUCGCUUCGGACUAUCCAACACCAAUCAAUAUAUUACACGAUCCUCUAAAGUCUAAAUAAACCGCCCAGUCCAUUAAGUAUAAUAAUAACAAGGACCGACACGGUAAGACGUGGAGCUCGGAGAUGUAACGUGAGUUCG
Messenger RNA from Suillus bovinus, 1902 nucleotides. Its product is annotated as glycoside hydrolase family 47 protein. The transcript is spliced from 17 exons. The record is from RefSeq and is a predicted model, not a curated record. Gene Ontology annotation, molecular function: mannosyl-oligosaccharide 1,2-alpha-mannosidase activity; calcium ion binding. Gene Ontology annotation, biological process: carbohydrate metabolic process; N-glycan processing. Gene Ontology annotation, cellular component: endoplasmic reticulum; membrane. The coding region runs from base 1 to 1659 and encodes 552 amino acids. Lineage: Eukaryota; Fungi; Basidiomycota; Agaricomycetes; Boletales; Suillaceae.